AUGUCCACCACCACCGCGCCCACCCUCCCCAGCACCCAAAAAGCCCUAAUCUUCAACACGCAAACCAACGCCCUAUCCCUCACCUCCACCGCGCCCGUCCCGUCCCCCUCCGCAGACGAACACAUAAUAAAAGUCCACUCCACAGCCAUCACCAACGGCGAGCUCACCUGGGCGCCCUUCGUCAACUGGCCCACGCACCACACCCCCUGCUACGACGUCAGCGGCACCAUCCUCACCCCGCUCCCCAACUCGCCCUUCUCCCCCGGCGACGCGAUCUACGGCCGCAUCGAGGCCAGCCGCGAAGGCACCGCGCGCCAGUACGCCACCAUCCAGCCCAGCGAAGCCGCGCGCGUGCCCACAGGGCUCGGCAUGCGCGACGCGGCCGUCGUGCCCAUGAGCGCGCUGACGGCGUGGCAGGCGCUGUUCGAGCACGGGCUGCUGACGGGGAAGUACACGCCCGACGCGGUCCCGCACGUCGACGCCGCUGGGAAAGUGGUCGGCGGCCAGGCAAGCGGGAAGAGGGUGCUGGUCCUCGGCGCGGCGGGGGGCGUGGGCAUGAUGGCGGUGCAGUUCGCAAGGCUGGCGGGGGCGUGGACGGCGGGGACGGCGAGCGGGAGGAACGAGGCGUUCCUCAAGGGGUUGAGCAUGGGGCCGGAUGAGGUUGUUGAUUACACGCAGAUUUCGAUGCGGGAGUGGGUCGCUGGCCACGGGGGAGAGGAGGGGAAGUUUGAUCUUGUGUUUGAUUGCGUGGGGGGCAAGGCGAUGCGGGAUGGGUGGAGUGCGGUGCGGGCGGAGGGCGGCGUGUAUGUGAGUGUUGUGCCAGGGUUUGGCGGGCCCGAGGGCGGGAAGCCGCCGGGCGUGAGGACGGCGUGGUUUGUGAUGGAGAGUAGGGGAAGUGAACUUAGGGAGAUUGGGAAGUUUAUUGAACGCGGGCUGGUGAGGGGGAGUGUGGAUAGUGUGUGGAGGAUUGAGGAGUUUGAGGAGGCGUUUAAGAAGACGGCGAGUGGGCAUGCGAGGGGGAAGGUUGUGUUGGAGAUUGCGGAGGGGGAGGAGGAGUAG
Molecule: messenger RNA, 1059 nt
Organism: Trematosphaeria pertusa
Lineage: Eukaryota; Fungi; Ascomycota; Dothideomycetes; Pleosporales; Trematosphaeriaceae
Product: NAD(P)-binding protein
Exons: 1
Coding region: 1-1059 (352 amino acids)
Cellular component (GO): mitochondrion
Molecular function (GO): zinc ion binding; oxidoreductase activity
Source: RefSeq, a predicted model, not a curated record